UGUCAUUAUUGCAUGAUGCGCACUGUCAUUAACCUUAAUCACCGAGGUUUAACGAUCGAUGGAGUUCUUUUCUUUCCUUAAUCCGGGGCAACCAAACAAAUCGAACAAACUCUCCAUGCUCCUCGUGAUCUCGAUCGAAACCGCUCGCUCCCCCCACGUGCUCCCUCGCCGGCGAGAUCUCCUCCGGCCGCCGCCGCCGCCGCCGGUAGCCUUGUCGGCGCCGGCGGAGGAAAUAUUCCGGCGCCGGCGACGCCGUGCUUGCUAAAAAUAGGAAGAAACGUGUACGCGAUUUAGAUAUAAAUAGGGGACCCCUAUCUCAGCUCCAGUCUCCAACCACUUCCCCUAUCUAUAAAUAGAGAGGAGAAGGGAGAGUGAGUGUGAGUUGGUCAUGGCGGCGAUGGGCAGCAAGGAUGGCGGCGGCGGCGGUGGCGGGAUGGCGGCGCAGGCUGGGAGGCUCGGGGUGGUCGCCUCCGUGGCGUUCAACCUCGCCGCGCUCGCGUUCUACCUCCGCCGGAGAUACUUCGGCGGUGACGACGCCGCCGCGGUGAGGAAGAAGGCGGAGGCGGAGGUCGCGCCGUCCUCCGGGAAGCCGCCGGUGACCAAGGACUCAAUCAUCAACCUCGACCACGGCGACCCGACGAUGUACGAGGCGUUCUGGCGCGGCGGCGCCGGGGAGAGGGCGACGAUCGUGAUCCCGGGGUGGCAGACGAUGAGCUACUUCUCCGACGUGGGCAGCCUGUGCUGGUUCCUGGAGCCCGGGUUGGAGCGGGAGGUGCGCCGCCUCCACCGCCUCGUCGGCAACGCCGUCGCCGACGGCUACCACGUGCUCGUCGGCACCGGAUCCACCCAGCUCUUCCAGGCCGCGCUCUACGCCCUCUCGCCGCCGGGCCCCUCCGCCCCCAUGAACGUCGUCUCCCCCGCACCAUACUACUCCUCGUACCCGGCGGUGACGGAUUUCCUCAAGUCGGGGCUGUACAGGUGGGCCGGCGACGCCAAGAUGUUCGACGGCGACACCUACGUCGAGCUCGUCUGCUCGCCGAGCAACCCGGACGGCGGCAUCCGCGAGGCCGUGCUCAAGUCCGGCGACGGCGUCGCCGUCCACGACCUCGCCUACUACUGGCCGCAGUACACCCCCAUCACCAGCGCCGCCGCCCAUGACAUCAUGCUCUUCACCGUCUCCAAGUGCACCGGCCACGCCGGCACCCGCCUCGGGUGGGCGCUGGUGAAGGACAGGGCGGUGGCGCAGAAGAUGAGCAAGUUCAUCGAGCUCAACACCAUCGGCGUCUCCAAGGACUCGCAGCUCCGCGCCGCCAAGAUCCUCAAGGCCAUCACCGACGGCUACGACCGCGCGCCCGCCGCCGGCGACGACGACGACGACUCGAGCCGACUGUUCCACUUCGCCCGCCGCAAGAUGGUCUCUCGCUGGGCCAAGCUCCGCGCCGCCGUCGCCGCCUCCGGCAUCUUCACCCUCCCCGACGAGCUCCCCGGCCACUGCACCUUCGCCAACGAGACCGUCUCCGCCUACCCCCCGUUCGCGUGGCUGCGCUGCGGGAAGGAAGGGGUGGACGACCUGGAGGGGUACCUGCGCGAGCGCAAGAUCAUCAGCCGCGGCGGCGGCAAGUUCGGCGCCGACGGGAGGGUGGUCAGGAUCAGCAUGCUCGACACCGACGAGGCGUUCGCCAUCUUCGUCGACCGCCUCGCCGCCAUGAACUGAUCGGUCGAUCGAGCGAGCGAGCUCGCCCCAGCUAGGGCUUGAUCUUGAAUCUUGAUCGAUGUCGACGAUGAGAUGGUCAGUUAAGUUGCGAGGAUUAAGAUCAAGCUUAAUUAGUUAUCGUCGUCGUCUUUGGUUGCUUCAUCAAGUUCGGUUCUAGAUAUCGAUCUGGGGUGCAUGCAUGGUAAUGUGCUUUGGUUAAUAUUAGUCCAAAACUCUAUAUAAUUUUGGAUCGACUCUUAAAAUUUCGAUGUUGUGUUGUGAGACUUUAAUUUGUGAGUUUGUGGCUGGUUGGAUAUCAAUAUGGAUCAUAAUUAAGUAUAUAUGUGUUGUGA
This is a messenger RNA of Oryza sativa Japonica Group (Japanese rice), 2046 nucleotides long. RefSeq names its product tryptophan aminotransferase-related protein 1-like. The record is from RefSeq and is a predicted model, not a curated record. NCBI's taxonomy places the organism in Eukaryota, Viridiplantae, Streptophyta, Magnoliopsida, Poales, Poaceae. Gene Ontology annotation, biological process: amino acid metabolic process. Gene Ontology annotation, molecular function: carbon-sulfur lyase activity; transaminase activity.